Molecule: messenger RNA, 1756 nt
Organism: Orbicella faveolata
Lineage: Eukaryota; Metazoa; Cnidaria; Anthozoa; Scleractinia; Merulinidae
Product: replication factor C subunit 5-like
Biological process (GO): DNA repair; DNA-templated DNA replication
Cellular component (GO): nucleus; DNA replication factor C complex
Molecular function (GO): ATP binding; DNA binding; DNA clamp loader activity
Source: RefSeq, a predicted model, not a curated record
AACGUUCCUAAUACACGACGUGCAUGUAAUUCGCAAGCCAUCUGAUAUCCAAGGUAAUACUUUUAGACAUAAUAAAUUGCCCGAGAUCCCGGGGGGCAAAUUUGAGGUAUAGAUGUAUCUUCAGCUAACGAGAGGUACACGGAAACACCAAUUUGAUUCGUGGGUACCCUGUGGCUAAAUUGAAACGUCAUCUCAAUAUGUCAGCGGUCUAAGUUUAUUGGGUAUGCGUUCCACUAGUUUGGCGGGAAAUUAAACAAGAUGGCGGGUGAUGGAAGGUUGUAGUCUGAUCGGUAGCCUCUUUUAAAUUUUGGAGAUUCUAAAGGUCUUGUGUGUCAUAACAAGUUGCCAGUUGACGACUUGAAUUGUAUUUUGUGAGACGAGAACAAAGCGAGGGACUCCCACCCGGAUAAAAUGGUCGUUUCCGAGUCCGUUUCCGAGCAAAAACGAAAUCUUCCAUGGGUUGAAAAAUACAGACCAAACAGCUUAGAAGAUCUAAUCUCUCACAGGGAUAUUAUCACAACAAUCAAAAGGUUCAUUGAGGAAGAUCGUUUGCCUCAUCUGUUGUUCUAUGGUCCACCUGGUACUGGAAAGACUUCCACCAUAUUAGCUGUCGCCAAACAGAUCUAUUCUGCACGCGAGUUCAACUCCAUGGUUCUUGAGUUGAAUGCAUCAGAUGAUCGAGGUAUUGGAAUUGUUCGUGGAGCCAUUCUAAGUUUUGCAAGUACAAGGACAAUUUUUAAGUCUGGCUUCAAGCUAGUGAUAUUGGACGAAGCAGAUGCCAUGACGCAGGAUGCUCAGAAUGCUUUAAGAAGAGUGAUGGAGAAGUUUACAGAGAAUACAAGAUUCUGUUUGAUUGGCAACUACCUGACCAAGAUUAUUCCAGCUCUCCAGUCACGCUGCACAAGAUUUAGAUUUGGACCUCUUGACAAUGAACAGAUGACAAGUAGACUGGAACAUGUUAUCAAGAGUGAGGGAGUUCAAGUUUCAGAUGAUGGAAUGAAAAGCCUGGUCAGGCUGGCAAAUGGUGAUAUGAGGAAAGCUCUAAAUAUUCUUCAGAGCACAGCUAUGGCCUUUGACACUGUAAAUGAAGUGAAUGUCUACACAUGUACAGGCCAACCUCUGCGAUCAGACAUUGCAAACAUAGUGGAGUGGAUGCUCAAUGAGGAUUUCAGUACUGCUUACAAUAAUAUAAUGAAGAUUAAAACUUUGAAGGGACUGGCACUUCAAGACAUUCUGACUGACGUGCACUUGUAUGUUCAUAGAGUCAACUUCCCUCAGAAAAUCAGAAUUCUCUUGCUGGAAAAGAUGGCAGAUGUUGAAUACCGCCUUGCAGCAGGAACCUCUGAGAAGAUUCAGCUAAGCUCACUGAUAGCAGCUUUCCAAGUAGCUAGAGAUAUGGUGACUCCUGACUCAUAGAAAACGCUCUUACACCUUCCUUCGGUGUUCCUAAUACUGUCAAAACCUUUACAAUCGUGUAGUUAAUGUACGGAGAUUUUGACAUAAAUGUAUGAGACAAGGUGAUUUGUUGAAAUUCUUGUAGAAUGAUCUACACUUUUGCAAAGUUGUAGGAUAAGUUGUGUCGUAGUAUUGUACAACAUCUAACAAUGACGCUUCAUACUUCGUUAAAUAAAAGUCGUAUGCUCGCUUAAGGUGGCUUUAAACAGCUUCCAGCAUUUACAUUUUGGCGGGUUAUUAUAACCACUUUUAUCGAGUCUAUCUUUUUGUCGAGGGUCGAGGGUCGAGGGUCCCAUGUCGA